This is a messenger RNA of Pezoporus occidentalis (night parrot), 2139 nucleotides long. It is a transcript of the gene EIF4E, whose product is annotated as eukaryotic translation initiation factor 4E. Gene Ontology annotation, biological process: translational initiation. The record is from RefSeq and is a predicted model, not a curated record. The coding region runs from base 1 to 1155 and encodes 384 amino acids. Gene Ontology annotation, molecular function: translation initiation factor activity; RNA 7-methylguanosine cap binding. The transcript has 7 exons. Gene Ontology annotation, cellular component: eukaryotic translation initiation factor 4F complex; cytoplasm. NCBI's taxonomy places the organism in Eukaryota, Metazoa, Chordata, Aves, Psittaciformes, Psittacidae.
AUGGGCGGCGAGGAGCGCACGCACGCAGGGGGACGGAGCGGGGGGAGGGGGAGCGGGAGGCGCCGGCCUGUGCGGGGGAGGGGGACUCGGAGCUGUGCCGGCUCCGCCACGCGGGGCGAGGGGUCGCUGGGCCGCGCCGGCGGCCACCCUGGGCGGGCGGCGGAGAGGCAGAGGGAGGGCCCGGCGCGGCCUGCGAGCCGGCGGUGCUGGCUGCUGCCGCCGCGGCGCCCAUUGUGCCGCGCCCCGCCGCCCGGCCCGGCCGCCCUGGCGGCGCUGCGGCAUUGGGGGACGCUGGGGCCGGAAGGCGCGGCGAGGGGGAACAGCCAUGGGCGGCGGCGGCGGCCCGGGCGGGCGGCUCUGCGCCGCGCUCGGCGCAUGUGGCGAGGUGGGGGUGGCCAUGUUGCUUUUCGCCCGGAGGGUUCGGGUUGCCGGUCACCGAGGGGCGGCUCUUCCUCGCCGGCCGGCGAGCGCCCUUCCGGCAAGCGGGGAGCGUUUGGAGCAAGGUGUCGCGGUGAGGAAACCACUCCCAACCCUCAGCCUUCAGAAGAAGAGAAAGCUGAGCCAGCAGCACCUAGUCAGGAGGUUGCCAGCCCUGAACAGUAUAUUAAGCAUCCACUACAAAACAGAUGGGCACUCUGGUUUUUUAAAAAUGACAAGAGCAAAACUUGGCAAGCAAAUCUUCGUCUUAUCUCAAAGUUUGAUACUGUUGAAGACUUUUGGGCUUUAUACAACCAUAUCCAGCUCUCUAGUAAUUUAAUGCCUGGUUGUGACUACUCGCUCUUUAAGGAUGGGAUUGAACCCAUGUGGGAAGAUGAAAAGAACAAGCGAGGAGGACGAUGGCUAAUUACACUAAACAAACAGCAGAGGCGAAGUGACCUUGAUCGCUUCUGGCUAGAGACACUGCUGUGCCUUAUUGGAGAGUCAUUUGAUGACUACAGUGAUGAUGUAUGUGGUGCUGUUGUUAAUGUUAGAACUAAGGGUGAUAAAAUAGCAAUAUGGACAACUGAAUGUGAAAACAGGGAUGCUGUUACACAUAUAGGGAGAGUAUACAAAGAAAGAUUAGGACUUCCUCCAAAGAUAGUGAUUGGUUAUCAGUCCCAUGCAGACACAGCUACUAAGAGCGGCUCCACCACUAAAAAUAGGUUUGUUGUUUAAGACGACACCUUCUGAGUAUUCUUUCAUAGGAGACUGCGUCAAGCAAUCGAGAGUUGGGAGCUGAACCAAAGCCUCUUCAAAAGCAGAGUGGACUACAUUUAAAUUUGAUUUCCAUCUAAGUGUUGCUAAGAUUUGUGAGAAGUCUCAUUCGCCUUUGUCUUGUACUUCUGUGUUCCAUCUUUUGUUUUUUUUCCUUUUGUUUUUUUUUUUGUUUUUUUUUUCCUCUAUUUUGGCUGAAGUAACCAUUUCCAAUCAGAACUUGAGUACACUUCACCCCUCAAUUCAUUAAUGUUUUCCUGGCCCACUCUGUAAUAGCUUGAUAGAAACAUUACUAUUACAAGGAAAAAAUAGUUUAUCCACAGUAUUGAGAAAAGAAGAUGCAUUUCUGUACCUGCAGGAAAUUACUCUGUUUUACAUUUGCAUUGUAUGCAGUAACAUUUUGCUGGUUUGGAAAAAGAGUAUGGUGCAUACAGUUUUCUAGCAAUUUUUUUUUAUACAGCAUCACCUUUGCUGUUACGUAUGCUGAUGGCUGCUAGAUUAAUUUAUUUGUUUUCCCUAUUUGAUAACAUUAGUGAUAUUUUGAUUUCAGUUGGUUUUGCUCUUGUAACAUUUGGUGAAGAAUAUGGGAAUAUGACAAAGGUGGAAUAAACAUUAAUUUUGUGCAUUCUUUGGUAAUUUUUUUGGUUUUUUGUAACAUCAAAGCUUUGCUACAAAUUUAUGCAUUUCAGUCCAAUCGGUGAUCUGUUUGUGUGAUUUCCUAAACAUAAUUGUGGAUUUUUUUUUUUAAUGUAACACCAUAAUUUACAUUCCUUACUAGAAAUAGUAUGUCUGGUUUUGUAUCUUAUGCUGUAUUUUAACACUUUGUAUUACUUAGGUUAUUUUGCUUUGGUUAAAAUGGCUCGAGUAGAAAAGCGGUCCCAUUCAUAUUAAGACAGUGUACAAAACUGUAAAUAAAAUGUGUACAGUGAAUUGUCUUUUAGACAA